AUGUCGAGUUCAUUAUUUUCCUCCAUUCUACCGCUAAAAUCCGCGCCAUCGGACGAGAUGGAGAAGCUCCCCGGCUACGACGAAGCGACGCGCUCCACUCCCACCGAGUCUUCUAGCGCCUUCGACGGCGCGAGCAAAAGCCCCAGUCUCAAGUACGCCCUGAUCUCGAUCGCCUGGACGGAUCGCAUUCGGCUGUUGCGGUUCCCCGAGCAUACCACCGAGCGCAUCUCGGCAGUCCUCCGCGCCGCUUGGCCCAAGGGUAUCCAACAUGUGAAGCUAGUCGCUGAUCAUCCCGAGAUCAAGCUGAAAGGGAAUCCGUUCUCGUAUGCGCAAGACGACGAAAAGAUCGCCAUUCGGCGUUGUUUCCUUGAGAUCUUCGGCGUGUUGGCGCAGGAGGGAUGGGGCGUUCAUCCGGUGUUGGCGGGCACAGGGCGCAUUGGGACGUUUGGGAGCACGGCGGAGAAAGACUGCAUUGUCUUCCAGCGUCAGCCCGCACAGCGUCUCUCCUGGAUGUGCGUGUCCUUUGAUUCGAGCUCGUAUAUCCACCUUAUCAACAGUCCUCCGGAGUUUGGGCAAUCCAUCAUCCAAGUCUUCGGGGAUCGCGUCGAGAAGUGCAACCGGGACUUAGUUUCAGGGAACUUCGAGAUCAAAUUCCGCGAUGGGCCCUGGUGGGGGUCGUUGAAGAACGCGGUUUCGAGCCGACUGAUCAUCCUGGACGUCCUGCGAUGCCUGGAAGAGCAUGGAUAUGCGCUGUGCGCCAGCGUGGAUCUGGAUAACGGGUCCGGGGGGAGUGUUUACAAGAGCAGUGCCAAUACAUGGUUUUGCUGUCGGUCAUCAGAAUUAUGA
Messenger RNA from Aspergillus melleus, 846 nucleotides. RefSeq lists its product as uncharacterized. NCBI's taxonomy places the organism in Eukaryota, Fungi, Ascomycota, Eurotiomycetes, Eurotiales, Aspergillaceae. The record is from RefSeq and is a predicted model, not a curated record. The transcript is spliced from 2 exons. Bases 1 to 846 code for a protein of 281 amino acids.